CGCGUCCGCGCUGCCGUUUGUGUUGGGUGCUGCGUACUUCUCUUCAGUUUGCUUUCGUUCCAGACUGAAGUUCGAGGAAGUCACCAUUUGGCCGAAAUUAGGAUCCGGAUUUUCCAACCUUUGGGGGGAAAAAACCGCAAAACUCUAACUGUGGAGGAGAGUGAAUUCCUAGCGUAUGGGGAAAGAGAAAAUAACCCCCCAAAAUCUUUUUAAAUUAUAGAUCUCUUUAUUAAUUUUCAAGUGUUCGGAUGCUUAAAGAAGAUUAUUUGAAGACGACUUUUAGAAUCAAAUAGCAUGGAUCCCAGCAGUGACUAUCAUUUCCUCAAUCACAUUUUGUGGAGAAGGGUGAAACUCACAUUGGUUUGUGGCAUCUUCGAAGGUGUGCUUCAGCAUGUGGACUCUAACAAGAUUGUUGUCCUGAAGAAAGUGAAGAAUGUGGAGACAGGUCGAAGUGUCCCAGGAGUGAAGAUGUUUUUUGGGCAUGAGAUUGUGAAUGUGGAAUUACUAGAUGAAGUGGAACAAGGUGCAGUGAGAGAAAAGGCAUCUUCUGUUAGUCUAAAUAUGGAAAGAAACAGGAUGGAUAAAAUGAAUGACAAAAGUGUAAAUGAAUGUGAGUCUGCUUCUCCUGCCCCGAAGAUACCAACAACCUCUAUGCUGAAUGACUUCAAGUAUAGCCCAUCAGAGGAAGAGGAGGUGACAUACACAGUCAUUGAUCAGUUCCAGCAGAAGUUUGGUGCUGCAAUGCUCCACAUCAAGAAGCAGAGUGUCGUGAGUGUGGCAGCAGAAGGAGCCAAUGUGUGUCGUCAUGGAAAACUGUGUUGGCUUCAGGUAGCCACAAAUAGCCGAGUUUACUUGUUUGAUAUUUUCCUUCUGGGAAGUCGUGCUUUCAACAACGGACUUCAGAUGGUAUUAGAGGACAAGAGAAUUUUGAAGGUUAUCCACGAUUGUCGUUGGCUUUCUGAUUGCCUCUCUCAUCAGUAUGGAAUUUUGCUGAAUAAUGUCUUUGACACACAGGUAGCAGAUGUCCUUCAAUUUUCCAUGGAAACGGGCGGCUUUCUUCCGAACUGCAUCAGUACUUUGCAGGAGAGUUUGAUCAGGCACCUGAAAGUAACCCCUAAAUAUCUCUCCUUUCUAGAAGAGAGACAAAAGCUGAUUCAGGAAAAUCCAGAAGUGUGGUUCACACGACCUCUUUUACCCUCUUUACUGAAAAUUUUGGCCCUAGAAGCUACCUACCUGUUACCCCUUCGCUUGGUACUACUGGAUGAGAUGAUGUCUGACCUAACUACCCUGGUGGAUGGGUAUCUAAACACCUAUCGAGAAGGGUCUGCAGACAGACUUGGAAGCACUGAGCCUACAUGUAUGGAGCUGCCAGAGGAACUGCUUCAAAUCAAGGACUUCCAGAAGCAGCGCAGAGAGAGAGCUACAAAAGAAUAUAGGAUGAAUGCACAGGGACUCCUAAUAAGGACAAUGCUACAUCCAAAGAGAUUAGUCAUGGAGACAGCAGGGAAAGAGGAAAAAGUCAGAGGUUUCUUAUCUUGUAAAAAUUCUGGGGUAGAUAAAGCUUCACGUUUUAUAUCCCAUGAAUUUCAUGAGGAUGUGAAUUUUCUGAAAGAAGAAUCUAAGAAUAAACAAACUACAACAAAAUCUCAACAUCUACCUCCCAUUAAGGAAGAAGCCAGUGAAGAUUCCAGUAACAAACUCAUAUGCCCUGAAUCAGAGGGGUCAGAGGACCAGAGAAUAACUCAAAAAGAAGACUUUAUGAUACACAAACAUGAGUUUCAGGCAAGUUUAUCUUUGAAAGAAGAGAUAGAACAGUUUUUGAUGGUGAAAAACAAGGAAGAUUUAGAACGCACAAAACAAGAUGUUUCAGUGUCUUUUUCUCUUCCUCAGGAAACCAGAGUGUCCCCAAGUGACGCCUUUCAUCCUUUAAGAAAAGCUGUGCUUUCCACACUUCCUCCCUGUCCAGCUUUGGAGAAGACUGAUUCCUGGAUAAAUCCUCUAAAUCUGCCUUAGUGAUAUGCAGUUUGUUUUUAAGGUCAUAAAGGUGGCUCAUUUCCCUUGCCAUCAGGGCCUCCCUCAGUGCUUGUUUCUCAUGUUGUUAGUUUAGUUAUGCCUCACUCAUAGGCUUUGGGGGAAAUUACAUCCUCAUGCUUACUCCUACAUUCCUGGUAUUUGGAUUAGGAUGGGAAUGAAUAAGUUAAAUAAUGAAAGAAGUAAACUUUUUUGAUUAUGUCUAUAUGCAGAAAUAUUCUCAGUGGCCAGAAUGAAUGGUUUCUCAUAAUUUGGGUUAGGGGGCCGGCCGGUGGCUCACUCGGGAGUGUGGUGCUGAUAACACCAAGGCCAUGGGUUUGGAUCCCAUACAGGGAUGGCUGGUUAGCUCACUGGGUGAGCGCAGUACUCACAACACCAAGUCAAGGGUUAAGAUCCCCUUACUGGUCAUCUUUUUUAAAAAAGAAAAAAAAAAUAAUAAUAUGGGUUAGGGGAUUUAAAGAAGGGAGAAAUCUUGGGCUUAGUAUCAAGAAGAAUCUAUAAUUUUAAAAUUUUGGGGGUUUAUUUUGGCUUUUAGAUUGGUUUGAAGCAAGUCAGUAAAACUCUUAGUCUUGAAAACUUUGUGCCU
Cynocephalus volans (Philippine flying lemur) is the source of this 2617-nucleotide messenger RNA. It is a transcript of the gene EXD1, whose product is annotated as exonuclease 3'-5' domain containing 1. Gene Ontology annotation, molecular function: nucleic acid binding; 3'-5' exonuclease activity. Gene Ontology annotation, biological process: piRNA processing. The transcript has 13 exons. Gene Ontology annotation, cellular component: PET complex. The record is from RefSeq and is a predicted model, not a curated record. Bases 295 to 2013 code for a protein of 572 amino acids. Lineage: Eukaryota; Metazoa; Chordata; Mammalia; Dermoptera; Cynocephalidae.